CACUGGCCGAAACCGCUUCAAAGAUCACAACAGAGUGGUCGGAGACAAUAGCUCGGCCGGCGGCCGCUUUCACUGCAAAUCACCUGGUGCUUGACAGGCCUGCCGUCGCAGAUAAACCGAAUUGCUCGAAGCACAGCUGAUGCAUACUCUUCGACACAUCGAACUCUGUGAAUUUAGGUCGUUCGUAAUUCACUUGUUGCGCCCUCCCACUUCAUCUUAUGCUCGAAUUCAUGCGAAGUGUUUUUCAAGUACAAAUUUUUCCACGCAGCUGUUUUGUGAAAUUUUCACUUUUCAAUUCUUCGCGACUCCAAACCCUUAGUCCCUCCCAAAGUUCGAUUCGUAGUACGUUUGCUUCCAGACCUCCAAUUCCAAGCCUUAGAGAACGUCGUUUUGAGUGAAACUGUGAAAAUUUAGCGCAAAUCCGUCUUCGAACCCCUAAUUCACCAACCCCCAAAACCCUAGCGUCCAUGGCGUCGAAGAAGAAGCAAUUCGAAGGUAUUGCUAUGUUAUCCAUGUACGACGAUGACGAAGAAGAAGAAGAAGGCGAAUACAUGGAAGAUGUCGAAGAGCAACAACAACUAGAAGAAGAAGAUGAAAAAAUGGAGCGUCAAGAAGCAGAGAGAGAGCACCAAGACGACGAUUACAUGGAUUCGAGAAUGGCAGAGCAGGAUGAUUCAUUUGCCAAAAGCGGAGAUAGAAUUAGUGGUGAUUCUGCUUACGAUGACAUGCCUCCGAUUGCCAGUGAGAAUACGGCGCUGCAUCCUCGGGUUAUGGUGGUGUCGCCGCAGCAAGAGGCGAUAGCGGCGUCAGAGAGUGCGAGGAUGAGUGGGAGACGGAAGCUUACGAUUGUGGAUUAUGGCCACGAUGAAGUUGCCAUGUCUCCUGAGCCUGAGGAGGGAGAAAUAGAAGGAAGUGGUCGUGUCAUGUUUGGAUUGGAACUUCAAACUGCGAAUGGUCAUUUCCAAGAGAAAACACCUACUGGAACUGUUCAGGCUUUAACAUCUAGCAAUCCAGUAACUCCUCUAUCAUCUGAUCCAUCACGAUAUGAUACAAUGAACUAUGCUGUGCAUGAAUCAGAGGGAGCACAUGUUGAGGAAGCUGUUAUGGAACAGGAAGAAGAAAUUGAUCCAUUAGAAGUGUCUCUUCCACCGCCACCAAAAGAAAAGUGCUCGGAGGAGCUACAAAGGAAAAUAAAUAAGUUUCUUGAUUACAAGAAAUAUGGAAAAAGCUUCAAUGCAGAAGUACGGAAUAGGAAGGAUUACAGGAACCCUGACUUCUUGCUGCAUGCAGUGAGGUAUCAAGAUAUCGAUCAAAUAGGGUCUUGCUUCAGUAAAGAUGUAUUUGACCCUCAUGGAUAUGACAAUAGUGACUACUAUGACCAAAUAGAGGCUGAUAUGAGGCGUGAGGAAUUAGAAAAGAAGAAGAAUAAGGCUGAAUUUACUUCUGGAGGAACACAAUCUGGAACAGUUGCUAUUGCACCAAAAGUUAAUAUGCCUAUUCCAGGUGUUUCAACUGUGGCUGCUACUGGUUUGCUACCUGUGCCACCUGCAGCUGAUACCACUACUAGGGAUGGUAGACAGAACAAGAAAUCUAAGUGGGAUAAGGUGGAUGGGGAUCGAAGAAAUUCUUUGCCGCCCUCUGGGGGCCAGGAUUCUAUUUCUGUAGCAGGAGCUCAUGCAGCACUCUUAUCUGCUGCUAAGGCGGGCACAGGAUACAUGGCUUUUGCGCAGCAAAGACGGCGAGAAGCCGAAGAAAAGAAAUCUAGUGGAAGGAAGGUGGAGAGAAGAUCUUGAUCCAUUCAUUGCACCACUUACCAGUGAAUAAUCAUACAACAUUUUGAAGUGGAUAAUUCCAUUCUCUUUUUCCUCAGUUAAAAGCCAUUUAAUGGGCUUGUUUCUUUUUUAAACAUAGGUCCUUUGCAUGGCAAAAAUAUAUUAUUUUUUGGUCUCAUUAGUGCCUUGGCCCUCAUUUGUUUUCUCCUAGGAAUAAUUUUAUUGCAGUGAAGCCAGCGAUGAAACUGAAGGGCAUGCACAUUGCACAGAUAAAGCAGGUAUCCUUUCAUUAUUGUUCCGUAGCCAAUUGAAAUGAUAGAUACCAAAAACAGCCAUCCUGUCAAGUUUAAUAGUUAAAGAUGGGUUGUAGAUGUAGGAAGCAAUUAUAGGCAUCCAGCAUAGGCGUGUAGAAAAAGUGGAAGCUUUUUUUUGCUCUCCAGCUCUCUCACGCGGUUAUCUAAUCUUGACCUUGGCCAACCUGCCAAAGAAAUACUCGUCCCGAUGAAGUGGGCGGUCGACAAAAUCAUACUUGCCUCCACUCAACUCUUUCUUCUGGCCCAUCGGAAAUAUUCUACUUUCUUAUCUCAUGAUUACACGACACGAGUCCCUUAUUUUUAUCCAAGUACGAGGCUCGUUUGUUUUAGUUACAGUUAGAAAGUAUUCUUUUGUGAUAAGUUAUCAUCACGAUUUUGCUACUUUUUCCACCUUUUGAAUCUCUAAUGAAGUCGAAAGUUUUGUA
This is a messenger RNA of Corylus avellana, 2511 nucleotides long. RefSeq lists its product as uncharacterized. Gene Ontology annotation, cellular component: nucleus. NCBI's taxonomy places the organism in Eukaryota, Viridiplantae, Streptophyta, Magnoliopsida, Fagales, Betulaceae. The record is from RefSeq and is a predicted model, not a curated record. Gene Ontology annotation, biological process: regulation of DNA-templated transcription.